This is a messenger RNA of Kwoniella shivajii, 1137 nucleotides long. RefSeq lists its product as uncharacterized. The transcript has 5 exons. Gene Ontology annotation, molecular function: 2-oxoglutarate-dependent dioxygenase activity. Bases 1 to 1137 code for a protein of 378 amino acids. NCBI's taxonomy places the organism in Eukaryota, Fungi, Basidiomycota, Tremellomycetes, Tremellales, Cryptococcaceae. The record is from RefSeq and is a predicted model, not a curated record.
AUGGCUAUCGCAUACCCAAUUCCAAAGUGGGACCGACCCGCACCCACGACUCAUGAGCUUAACUGGGCUGAACUCACAGAACUUCCCCUUGAUCUAUUCAACACACCAGAAGGCAAAGUUGAAUUAGUCAGAAGGGUUAAGCAUGCGCUAGAAGUAGAAGACAUGGGUUUCUGGUCGGUUACGAAUACUGGUUUCUCGGAAGAAGAAAUCGAACAUCAAUUUGCUUUGGGACAAGCAUUUUACAACUUGCCUUUGGAAGAAAGAAAGUCAAAUAGUAUUGACGCAAAGAAUGGUGGUUAUCUAGGUUAUCGUGCAGCAUACGAGAGGACCAUUAACGGCACUGAUGUAUUGGAUAAUAUGGAACUUCUCAACAUACCUAAAUAUACAAAAGAUUUCGCCAACACCUCUCGACACGAGAUUAUCAAAGCGCACGAGGCUGAAAUAUCGGAUUUCCACCGACGAUGCUGGUAUGAUGUUGCCAGGAAAUUAUUCGUCCUUUUCGCUCUCGCAUUGGAACUACCUGAAAGCUACUUUGUUGAUAGACACAAAUAUGAGGAAACAAGUCAAGAUCAUCUUCGUUAUAUGAUGUACCAUCCUCGAUCAGAAGAAGAAGAUGCAAAGUGUAACAAUCUCUGGUCAUGGGCUCAUACAGAUUAUGGAUCUUUAACCCUCUUGUUUUCCCAAACUGUGUCGGGCUUACAGGUCAAGUUUGCCGACGGUACAUACAGAGAUAUCAAGCCAAAGAAGGGUUCGAUAGUUGUGAAUGUUGCCGAUACAUUGAGCUUUAUGACGAAAGGUUACUUGAGGAGUACCAUUCAUCGUGUGACUAGACCGCCUGCUGAUCAAGCACAUAUCCACCGAAUCGGUGUACUAUACGGAUGUCGACCUAACGACGAUGUCCCGGUGGUUGUAGCACCCUCUCCUCUUCUUGAGAGACUUGGCCACCUGACGGCGGAAGACAAAGCAAUGGAUGAGAAGACAGCUGUAACAGCCGGCGAAUACGUUGCUGCUCGAGUCAAAGCAGUUCAUGGAGCUGCUACUUAUGGUAACGCUCCUGGAACAAAGUUCAAGCAUGGAAAUCUCGAAGUAUUAGAGAAUUUUGGCGAUGUCAAGGCCAAUGAGGCUACAUCCAUUUGA